UGGCGCCCGGCGCAACCGGCAUUUUGGAGGCGAGAUGAUCGAUUAGCUCGAGGUUCGCCCCGCGGAGGCAGCUCGGCUAGUUCGGGCUGGAGUGCUUCAUCGCGGAAGCGAGUUGAAGGCCGUUGUGACGGGUGUGGUCUCACCGGCUCACCGGGGUCGGUAGGGGUCCUGCUGCCAACAUGGCCGACCCUGACCCCCGAUACCCCUGCUCCUCGAUCGAGGAUGACUUCAACUAUGGCAGCUGCGUGGCCUCUGCCAGUGUGCACAUCCGAAUGGCCUUUCUAAGAAAAGUCUACAGCAUCCUUUCUCUGCAAGUUCUCUUAACUACAGUGACUUCUACAGCUUUUUUAUACUUUGAGUCUGUACGGACAUUUGUACAUGAAAGUCCUGCAUUAAUUUUGGUGUUUGCCCUCGGAUCCUUGGGUUUGCUUUUUGCAUUGACUUUAAAGAGACAUAAGUAUCCCCUUAACCUGUACCUGCUUUUUGGAUUUACGCUGUUGGAAGCUCUGACUGUGGCCGUUGUUGUUACUUUCUAUGAUGUCUAUAUUGUUCUACAAGCUUUUAUACUGACUACUGCAGUAUUUCUUGGUUUGACUGCAUAUACUCUACAAUCUAAGAGAGAUUUCAGCAAAUUUGAAGCAGGGCUGUUUGCUGGUUUGUGGAUUUUGUGCUUGUCAGGAUUCUUGAAGUUUUAUUUUUAUAAUGAGACAGUGGAGUUGGUCUUGGCUGCUGUAGGAGCACUUCUUUUCUGCGGAUUCAUCAUCCAUGACACACACUCACUGAUGCAUAAACUGUCACCUGAAGAGUAUGUAUUAGCUGCCAUCAGCCUCUACUUGGAUAUCAUCAAUCUAUUCCUGCACCUGUUGAGGUUUCUGGAAGCAGUUAAUAAAAAGUAAUUGGAAGCAGUAUGUAUAAACUGUUUCAUUAAAUAAUAAAGUUUGAAAUAUAAUUAAAUAUUGAA
Lemur catta (Ring-tailed lemur) is the source of this 961-nucleotide messenger RNA. It is a transcript of the gene TMBIM4, whose product is annotated as transmembrane BAX inhibitor motif containing 4. Lineage: Eukaryota; Metazoa; Chordata; Mammalia; Primates; Lemuridae. Gene Ontology annotation, cellular component: membrane. The transcript has 7 exons. The record is from RefSeq and is a predicted model, not a curated record. Gene Ontology annotation, biological process: negative regulation of apoptotic process. Bases 180 to 896 code for a protein of 238 amino acids.